This is a messenger RNA of Microthlaspi erraticum, 837 nucleotides long. NCBI's taxonomy places the organism in Eukaryota, Viridiplantae, Streptophyta, Magnoliopsida, Brassicales, Brassicaceae. The record is from the annotation of a GenBank genome assembly.
AUGGCGAGAGGAAAUUCACACGACUUUACCUCCAAGAGACACAAUAGUUUCCACUGGACACGAAAAGUCGGAUCAGACGAAAACGACGACGUUUCUUCCCAUAACCAUCUCCAUGACAACACUAAACCCGUUUCCAAACAGAAUCCUUCUUCUUCUUCCUCUUCCUCUUCUACUGUAAUCACUCCCAAAAGGAAACUCCAAUCCUUCGCCGUUUCUCGUCUCCGGUCAGUCAUCGCUUCUCUCAGCAAAGCCCGACCCGGAAACCAUUCCGGACUCGGGUCUCGGGUCGUGGGUACACUUUUCGGAUCCCGUCGCGGACACGUGCAUUUCUCAAUCCAAAAGGAUCCCACUUCCGCUCCGGCGUUUAUGAUCGAGCUCGCCACUCCGAUUAGCGGAUUAGUCAAGGAGAUGGCUUCGGGACUCGUCAGGCUCGCUCUGGAAUGCGACAAGGCGAAGGAGGAAGAAAAAGAAGAAGGGGAAAACGGAAAUCGCCGUCACGGCGGAGGAGACAAGGCGAGGAUCACGAUUCCGCGGCGGUUGGUGGAGGAGCCGAUGUGGAGGACUUACUGCAACGGGAAAAAGUGUGGAUUCGCGACGAGGAGAGAGUGUGGUGAGAAGGAGAAAAAAGUCUUGAAGGCGCUCGAGAUGGUUUCCAUGGGCGCCGGAGUUUUACCGGAGACGGAAGGUACAUCCGGCGGCGACGGUGGCGGAGAUAUAAUGUACAUGAGGGCGAAAUUCGAGCGAAUCGUUGGGUCGCGUGAUUCAGAGGCUUUCUAUAUGAUGAAUCCUGAUAGUAAUGGAGCUCCUGAGCUCAGUAUCUAUCUGCUCAGAAUCUGA